This is a messenger RNA of Halichondria panicea, 1206 nucleotides long. RefSeq lists its product as uncharacterized. NCBI's taxonomy places the organism in Eukaryota, Metazoa, Porifera, Demospongiae, Suberitida, Halichondriidae. The transcript is spliced from 4 exons. The record is from RefSeq and is a predicted model, not a curated record. Bases 184 to 771 code for a protein of 195 amino acids.
AAUUAUUGUUGUUGGGUUCCCAUUUCCUCAGAAUCUUCCACUGAACCAAAUUCUCCACCUAAUUCUGAGGACAUCACUGUCACUAAACUAUCAAAUGGAAGUACUGAAGUGACCUGCACUACCACUGGUCAGAGUUGUCUAGCGUUGUUUCAAUCUAAAACCUCUUCAACCUCUCUUGAUCCGAUGGUGGUUGGUUUUAUUGAACCACCUAAUGACAGAACCACUGUCACUCUUAGUACCACUUCCGAUGUUUAUGUGGUAGUCUACACUUGGAACAGUGAUUCUGGUGGGACCAUCUUUGAUGGGAAGGUAUCCUUCAUUAGUCAAUUGGAGCUACCAACUACUCCUCCUCCUACACAAUCACCUCCUGAUACUACUGGAACUCCAGUUCCAUCGCCCAUGAUAGUACUAAUAGCAGGUAUCAUAACCGUGGUCGUGGUACUGCUUCUCCUGAUAGUCACCGUAGCUAUUGUUGUAGUCGUGGUUAUUGUGAAGAGAAAACAAAGAGUUGAGGUUCCAGAGUCAGAUGGAAUAGUGGAUUGGUCAUCAACAUUUGCAGGAAUUGAGCAGCCCAACGAAGCUUAUGCUCCAGUACUGACGAGGAACAUUGCUUAUGAGCAGACAAAGAAACCACGGGGACAAGGGAUCGAUGACUCACAAGCCCCGGCAGCAACAGAGGGACAGUAUGAAAGCAUUGAGCCAGUUCAUGAAUACGAGGAUGUGUUGCCUCAGGGAAAAGCAAGUCGUGCAAAUUAUGUUAACGUUAACUGACAGAUUUCCACAUUUAUUUUUAUCUCACACAUUAAUUUGUAUACCGUAUAGCGGGAAAUUUUCGCCGGUGCACAUUUUCACAAUUUGCAUGGCUACAGAGCCCUCAGCAGAAAGUUUUAUGGGUUUAACUUUUAGUAUUCACGUUUCAAUGCCAGGAAACUAGACCCACCAAUAGCUUUCCAUGUGAAAUACCAUUAAUUGUUAGUGGCCCUGGUAUUAGAAGUAACUGUAACUGUAUAUGAUCAAAUGUGUAUGGUUUAAUCUACAUGUAUUGUGCAUUGUACGUACUUCACCAGAAUGGACAACUGAAACACACACACAAUAAUAUUUAAUGAUAAAGGAAUACUAUUUUUGCUAUCAAAGGUAUAUACCCCACCGGUAGUGAUGUCAAUAAAAAUGUGUACUAGACCUAUUAUACAGUUCGAAGAGGCUACA